This is a messenger RNA of Chroicocephalus ridibundus (black-headed gull), 666 nucleotides long. It is a transcript of the gene RPS27A, whose product is annotated as ribosomal protein S27a. Gene Ontology annotation, cellular component: ribosome; nucleus; cytoplasm. Gene Ontology annotation, biological process: modification-dependent protein catabolic process; protein ubiquitination; translation. NCBI's taxonomy places the organism in Eukaryota, Metazoa, Chordata, Aves, Charadriiformes, Laridae. Bases 163 to 633 code for a protein of 156 amino acids. Gene Ontology annotation, molecular function: protein tag activity; ubiquitin protein ligase binding; RNA binding. The record is from RefSeq and is a predicted model, not a curated record. The transcript is spliced from 5 exons.
CCUCCGGCGCGGGUGAAACCCCGUGCGGGCGGGCGCCGCGGUCUUUCGGGCCGCCGCCAUUGCGCCAGCAGCAGGUCGGGGUGAGCCCUCGCUCCGCGGCCGCACGCCGGGCUCUGGCCGCCGCAUUCCCCCCGCCUCUCCCCCGCCGGUGCCGGCUUCGCCAUGCAGAUCUUCGUCAAGACCCUCACGGGGAAAACCAUCACCCUCGAGGUUGAGCCUUCGGAUACUAUCGAAAAUGUAAAAGCUAAGAUCCAGGAUAAGGAAGGUAUUCCUCCUGAUCAGCAGCGACUCAUUUUUGCUGGCAAGCAGCUAGAAGAUGGACGCACGCUGUCUGACUACAAUAUUCAAAAAGAAUCAACUCUCCACCUUGUGCUGAGACUUCGUGGUGGUGCCAAGAAGAGAAAGAAGAAGUCUUACACCACUCCCAAGAAGAACAAGCAUAAGAGAAAGAAGGUUAAGCUUGCAGUGCUUAAGUACUAUAAGGUGGAUGAGAACGGCAAGAUCAGUCGUCUGCGCCGGGAGUGCCCCUCUGAGGAGUGUGGAGCUGGAGUCUUCAUGGCUAGUCACUUCGACAGACACUAUUGUGGCAAGUGCUGUCUGACAUACUGCUUCAAUAAACCAGAAGACAAGUAAAUGUACUAGACAAUAAAAAUCUGAAGUUCUGUA